AGGAUCUUCUUAGGCAAAAAGAAAAGAUUGAUUGGAUUAGGUUAGGUGAUAGUAGCAGUGCCUAUUUUUAUGCUAACCUUAAGAGAAAGUACAAACAAGCUUACAUCAGUAAGAUGAUUGAUAGAGAUGGCAAGAUUCUUAUAGAUAAUGAUCAAAUUGAGAAGGAAGUAUAUACUUUUGACAAAGAUUUGGUUGGGACUUCUACCACCAUGCUUAAGAAAAUUUAUAUUGAGGUAAUGAGGGAAGGGAAUCAAGUGAGCUCAGAAAAUUAUCAGUACCUUAUAUGGCCUGUUUCUGAGAAUGAUAUUCAUCAAGCCCUAAAGAAGAUGAAUGACUUGACAGCCCCUGGUGUUAAUGGGUAUGGUGCCUGUUUCUACAAGACCACUUGGACCAUCGUAAAGACUGAUAUAAUUUUUACAAUUCAGGAUUUUUUUAUGAAUGAUAGAUUAUACAAAGCGAUGAAUAACAUAAUUAUGACUAUUAUUCCAAAUUUUGAAGGAGCUUGCAAGAUAAAAGACUUCAGACCUAUUUCCUGUGUAACUAUAAUGCGAAAACUUUGA
Molecule: messenger RNA, 560 nt
Organism: Vicia faba (fava bean)
Lineage: Eukaryota; Viridiplantae; Streptophyta; Magnoliopsida; Fabales; Fabaceae
Source: the annotation of a GenBank genome assembly